ACUCCUUUGACUCACGCAAAGCAUACCCGUGUCAUAUCAUACAUACCCCCACCCACACACACACGCAGCCCCAAAUCGAGGGGUAUCACGUGACGAGAAACACAAUUUCAACCUCACCCACCACCCUACCGUACAGACCUGCCGAGCAAGCGAGAACAGAGAAUUGGCAGCCAACGAGCUCUCACAUCAACGCCAGGAUGAGCUCAAUAGAGAUCGACCCCCAAACCCCCAAACUCCUCAUCAAACAGGGCGCCGAAGCAUUAGUCUACAGCACAACCUACCUCCUCCCACACAUCCCUGCGCUCCUAAAGCACCGCCCGUCGAAACUAUACAGGCACCCAACCCUCGAUGCGCGUCUCACAAAGCAUCGCUGCCUCUCCGAAUCCCGCCUCCUGAUCCGCGCCCGCUCUCUCGGGAUCCCGGUUCCGGCCGUGUACUUUGUCGACGAGAGUCGUGGAGAGAUAUUCAUGGAGUGGAUUUCCGGGAGUUCCGUCCGGGAGGUGCUGGACAAGGUCCUUGCCCAGGAAGGUGGAGAAGUAGUGGUUGACCGAAUGAUGGUUAAGGUUGGCGCCGUGGUGGGGGCAUUGCAUGCGGCCGAUAUUGUGCAUGGGGACCUGACGACUAGUAAUAUUAUGGUUCGGAAUGCUGGGGGCUCGGAGCUUGCGGGCUCUGGGGAGAGGGAGGUUGUGUUGAUCGAUUUUGGGCUCGGAGCUGUGUCUACGCAGGAUGAGGAUAAGGCUGUCGACUUGUAUGUUCUUGAGAGGGCUUUCACCAGCACGCAUCCGAAGGCAGAGAACUUAUUCCAGGACGUCCUCAAGUCCUAUGAACAGAGCUUCAAAGGGGCAAAGGCUGUCUUGCGGAGGUUGCAGGAAGUUAGGACGAGAGGGAGAAAGCGGAGCAUGAUCGGAUGAGGCUCUAAAUACAACCCAAGACUAUAGAAAUCCCGAUCCCGAUCUCACUACAG
Messenger RNA from Tuber aestivum (summer truffle), 964 nucleotides. The record is from the annotation of a GenBank genome assembly. NCBI's taxonomy places the organism in Eukaryota, Fungi, Ascomycota, Pezizomycetes, Pezizales, Tuberaceae.